AACAGAACUGCACUGAACACAACAUUCUUCACUGAUAAUGAUGUUGAGGAGAAACGGAAACAUGCUGCUGAAUAUUUUAACAGAAGUCAGGACUCUCAGGACUCUUCUUCUCCUGCUGUGCUGUUUACUGUGUGAAGCUGGAGAUGAGACGGUCACACUGCAGGAAGUGGAAGGAACCACUAUAACUCUCCAUACUGGGAUAACUGGAAUUCAGAGUGAUGCUCAUAUUGUUUGGUUUUAUGGACCUGAGAAAGCGGAGAAAAAGAUAUUGAACAGUCAGGUGUUUAAAGGAGAAACUGUUACAGAAAUCAGUGAGAGAUUUAAAGAGCGACUGCAGCUGGACAGAAUCAGUGGAGCUUUAACCAUCAGGAACAUCAGCAGAACUGAUUCUGGAGUUUAUUUAUUACAUGUUAUCACUGAACAUCUCUCAUCUAGGACUUUCAGUGUCAGUGUUUAUGCUCCAGUAUCAGCUCCAGUAAUAAGAAAUCAAAGAGGAAAGCGAAGUGUGUUUUCCACAGAGCCGUGUUUCCUCCUGUGCACUGUGGAGAAUGGAGAAGAUGUGAAGUUAUCCUGGUACAGAGAGAAUGAGAGAAUCUCCAUCACCAAUAACACAGAUCUCAGUGUUCCCCUCAAUCUCUCACUUCAAAUACAACACCAUGACAAGAACACUAACACUUACAUCUGUGUGUCUGCAAACCCUGUCAGCUAUAAAACAACUUCUCUCAGCAUCACACAGCUCUGUUAUCACAACUCAGGUACGUCAGUGACUCCAAACUCUCAUUACUCUGCUCUAGUUAGGAAAAGAAUAAUGAAUAUUCAUGAUGGAGUGAUCUGA
This is a messenger RNA of Hemibagrus wyckioides, 835 nucleotides long. RefSeq names its product natural killer cell receptor 2B4-like. Bases 38 to 835 code for a protein of 265 amino acids. Lineage: Eukaryota; Metazoa; Chordata; Actinopteri; Siluriformes; Bagridae. The record is from RefSeq and is a predicted model, not a curated record. The transcript is spliced from 3 exons.